UCUAUUGUGAGAAACGUUUAACACAUAAAAUGUAAGACAUUUUUACCGAAAUUACCCUUGAAACGAGUAUAACCGUUGGCAUUGCUCUGCAUGUCAAAGACCCCUGUGUCAUAAUGAAUAUAAAUGGAAAUAUAAUCUUCUUUAUUUCUCUCCAUAUCAACUUGUACCAUUCGACCAAUUCAUUUCUUCAUUCAAAAUUCAAAAAGUUUUCAAUUUUAAGUCCGGAUAUGUUCCAAGUCCGUUCCAAAAGAGAUAGAAAUAGCAACAAGGAAAUUUUAAAAAUUGUAAAUUUUUCCGGCCUGGGUCGGUCUUUUGCCCUGCAUUUGACACCUGGCUCACCUGUUCUACAUCCACAAUUCUCUGUCAGUCUGGAAGAUUCCAAAGGCGUGCAAACCCCCCACCCUGUGGACAAAAACAAUUUUUACCACGGAUUUCUUCACCCUGAUCCAGAGGCGGUCGUAGACGCAGCUUUUGCUGACGGUAUUUGGAUUGCUCGGAUAUUCACUAAAGAAAUAACCUACAGUAUUGAGCCGCUAGGCUUUCAUGAACCUAAGGCAAAUUCCCAGUUAGUGGUUUUGUUUAGCAAUCUCGAUCUACGAGAGGAUAUGAAUACAACUGAGGGGGGCACCAUGCAGCCAUUUUGUCGUGAGUUUUCCUUCCCGAGCACCAACAAUCCAAACAAUUCCAGAAUUUCAGAACAACAAAAACGAAAAUCGUUUUCUAAAAGAUCGAGCAAGGCAAGACAAUCUAGGAAAAAAAUAAAAUCCAGAGCAACGCAACCGGAUCCCAAUGAAGUCUUGGCGUGCGAUCUGCUAGCCGUCGUGGACUACCUUGCCUUUCGCGGUGUUGGGGAGAACAGCGUUCCACGAAUGAUAGGCAUCUUGAUCUCUGUAUACCAAACCGCAAACAGGAUCUAUAACUCGACCGUAUUCGGAGAACUCCCAAGGUUAAAUUUAUCUGUGCGCAAGUUUCUCAUCCAUACAAACUUCACCAUCUCACAAACGCAGCACUAUAAUCAACCGAACAUCGAAGUCGUUCCGGAAAAGGUGGUUUACUACAUGUCGUUUCAAAAUAUGUUUAGUGAAUACUGCCUUGGACACCUGACGACGCAAAGGUAUUUGAACGGUUUGCUCGGUUUAGCUGCCACAGCUGAAGACAUCUCAAAAGAAUGGUCCAAUGGAAUAUGUGGAGGAAGUGCCGCCAACUCAAAGAAUGUUGGGUAUAGCACCUUCUUAGGCAACGGCGGGAUGGUUAUUCCACUGAGCAAAUAUGCUUUGGUAGUGGCCCACGAGAUUGGGCACAACUGGGGAAGCAACCACGACCUAGCCGACAACCCCACCUGCAGCCCGAGCAGUAAAGAUGGCGGGAAAUAUCUCAUGUGGGCUAAUGCCGGCAGCGUCAACGACCGAAAUGGCGGGACGUUUUCACCGUGCUCGAUAAAGUCUAUUACACAGAUAUUACAGAGUAAAGUCAGUGGGUGCUUCAAGCAAUUGGACCUGAUUAAAACAUUCUGUGGCAACGGUAUAGCCGAUGGUGGCGAGGACUGCGACUCGGGGGAGCUUGAAGACGACCCCUGCUGUGAUCUGUCGUGUAGGUUCCGCGAGAGCGCCGUUUGUUCACCCUUCAACCACCCGUGCUGCACCGAAACCUGUGGUAUCGCCCCUAGUUCCCAUCGGUGUUUGGGUAUCAUAUCACCACCCUGCUACGAGCAACCGUUUUGCUCUGGUUACAGCUUCGACAACUGCGACCUACCCAGGGCUCUGCCGAACAACUCGACGUGCGAGGACCAAGGCCGAUGUUGGUACGGCAGAUGCCAGAGCUUCUGUGAAAUUCAUAGCCUGAAUUCCAACCCGCGGGCUCAGCUGGAGACGUGCUCGUGCGAUUCCAACACUAGAGAUAUGUGCAUGCACUGUUGCCGGGAUGUCCUGGGGGACGGGGAGUGUAAGGUCAUGGGCGGACCAUACCAAGAGGGCUACCCUUGUCUGCUGGGCUACUGCAAGGCCAACGAGUGUGUCAAAGGAGAAAGCGAGAUGAACUUCCAGGCAUUCACGGAUAUGGAAGUGUGGCCUGGCUCAGCGGUGCCCAUGACCUGUCUGGUACACCUGAUCACCAUGAACAUGGUCAUCGCACACUUCCUGUGCGCUUACUAGACGAGGAUCAACACUAUUCGCUGCAUGCAAAGAAGGAUUCGUACUUUCCUUCUAGCCUACAUGGUUAUUACGAGUUUGAUUGAGUUUGAUUUUAACUAAAAAAAUAUACUUAACAUGAGCAGUUAAAUCUAUUUCUUAUGUGUACUGUCGUGGAGUUGCAAGAGGGCUCAUGGGUUUAUGCUGGGGUAAACUUGAAAUAUCUGUAUUUGGCACAUCAAGUCGCUUCAGACAUUGUGGGACUCAAUUUCAUUGCAUUUGAUUUCACGUUUUGUUAAACUCACAUGUGUUAUAAGAGUUUUAUAGUUUUAAAAUAACAGUUCCAAGCUUACAAUGUUAUAUUCUGUUAGUUUUAUUAUUACAUUUCAUA
This is a messenger RNA of Physella acuta, 2517 nucleotides long. Its product is annotated as ADAM 17-like protease. The record is from RefSeq and is a predicted model, not a curated record. NCBI's taxonomy places the organism in Eukaryota, Metazoa, Mollusca, Gastropoda, Physidae. Gene Ontology annotation, biological process: Notch signaling pathway; membrane protein ectodomain proteolysis. Gene Ontology annotation, molecular function: metalloendopeptidase activity. Gene Ontology annotation, cellular component: plasma membrane.